Molecule: messenger RNA, 588 nt
Organism: Naegleria fowleri
Lineage: Eukaryota; Heterolobosea; Eutetramitea; Acrasida; Naegleriidae
Exons: 2
Coding region: 1-588 (195 amino acids)
Source: RefSeq, a predicted model, not a curated record
AUGGCAUCCAAAGAAGGCUCGUCGUCGAUUGAUUUUUUCACGUAUUUGAUCGGAAAGUGGAAGAGAAAUUUGGAAUGGAGAGAAUUUGGUGGAAUUUAUCAACAUUUAUCAACAAGUAAUACAUUUCUUCAAUUUGAGGAAAAUACCAAAUACGAAUCCACCUACCUUUCAGAAUCGUCCUCCACCACCAAUACUACCACACCAAAUCAUCGUUAUGCUCGUUUCUCGUUUGGAAAUUCACCUCAAGACAUGAAAUUUGCCUAUGAAAUGAUCUUUCAACCACUCAUCUCUUCAUCCACAACUAGUUCCUCCUCUUCAACGACGACGACGACAAAUCAUAGACUUUCACAACAAACGCAAGCUCAACAAGAAAUUCAACAUUUUCAAUGGAAAUAUCUUGGAAAUAUUUGUAAGGGAGAGUUUUAUCCUUUAAAUAAUGUGGCAAUUUUAAAGGUGGUCAUGCCAACGUCGUUCAUUACCACCACCUACCGAAUUAUUGAUGAAAGCACAAUGGCUGUCGUCAUUGUCGAAGUUGAUGAGAAACAGCAACCAACCAUUCAAUACGGAAAUAUGUAUCGAUUGAAUUAA